GCCUCCUCUGGAUUGAAACGGGCAUGCUUUGCUCUGACGAGAGACUUGGGCUUGGCUGAUGUUUUUACUAACGUAGGUACUUGUGAAAAACCACCUUGGCUACGUACUCCUGGUCUAUCUCUAUCGUUACUGCAGUAGAUCCAACUAGUAAAGCUACCCACGUCUUGAAGAUCUAGCUCCUCCACUCCCCUUGGUUUCUUUGCAAGACAGAGUACAAGACCAUGAGCAGACGGUAUUUAGCUUGAUGCGCCCACCUCCCGUUCUCACAUCUGAUUCGAUGUUGACACUCCCCGGUCCGUGUCCCGUCUGAUUCGUCGCCUGUUCCUCGACGUUGCUGAAUCGUAGUUGAACCACGUCACGUGUACGACUACUACUUACAACUACUUCUCGAUUCGAUUUGAUGUGAUUACGCUUCUACCAGCUGCAACGACCUGUCGAAGAUCUGUGUUCACUGAAGGAGUUAUCCGAAUCCGCGUACCUGCUCGCGCAUGCGUUUGCGUCAUGAACAGCCGCAGAGCCUUUCGACGCGAAUGCAGAUGCAUCAUCGCAUGAUUAAAGCAGGCGAAAUACGGAGGUCAAGAUGAUCCUUGCUUUUGAUACGUCAACACAGCAGUCCCGAUAGAAGAAGCGAAGAACACGAGCGGGGGCGUUUCCUGUGCGAUUGAAAAGCGUUGCUGGCUUCGUCUUGCAGCUGCUAGAGGAGAUGGAGAAAAGAACGACUCACAUAUGUGAUUUCAAUCUCAAUUUCUUGGACAAGCAUUAGCAUAACUCACAAAGUCUACCAAGUCUUCUUCAUCUACUUGGUUUUCGCCUUCUCGUCGCUCCAUAUCUUCGGGCAGAAUGAGCAAUUCUUCAUCUUCAAAGCCGAACGAUCGGCAGACGCCACUGCUGCAGAAGUUUCAGAAGCAGUUUGGGACGCAAAACAAGGAAAAGAAUCCACUGGCGAAUAUGGGCAUGACCUUGAAUAAACACAAGCCCGCCAGUGUGAAAUCUGCUCCGAUAGGUGGCGGGAGUCUAUUUGGAGGAGCUUUUAGUGGAGCGAGUAUUUGCAACUGAGUAUGUAGACCUACCUAGCCUGUCGCUGUGUAUGAAGCUCGUCCCUCUUUGCGACAUCGUUCUGCACAAACUUACUUCCCUUUACCUCUAUAUUAACUCUCGUCUUUCACUUUCUUUUUUCUAGUUAGGUCGGCUCGGCCACAAUCUAUAUUAACUCUCGUCUUAGAUCAAGAUGAACUCUUUUACACAAACGUUUUUCCUAUUUCUCAUCCUCUUGUUGCUCUUUCUAACCAUCCACUUCGUUGCAGGUUCCUCAACAUCCUCUGGGCCGACCCCGAUAAGCAGCAUUUUCAGCAAGUACAAGACCAGUCUUCAGCGGCCACCACCAGGCACGAAGCCUGUCUCGCCGAGUUCAAAAAGACUAAAGGCUGGCCCGCAUGGAACCGCCGUACCGGUUGAUCCGAAGCCAGCAGCACCAUCAGGAGCCUCAGCUUCAGGUACUUUUGCUUAGGAUGGAGAUGAUAACUACUAAGUACACAGUGAUCCUGAUCUACAUAGUGAUCCUGAUCUACAUAGUGAUCCUGAUCUACAUAAUGAUCCUGAUCUACAUAGUGAUCCUGAUCUACAUAGGGAUCCUGAUCUACAUAGUGAUUUUGAUCUCGUUCUUCAGCAUCUUCAUCACCACCUCAUGGAGUGAAAGAAGUUUUUUGCAAGUGAGAGUUACCAUGACGACCGCAAAAAGCAUUACAGCAUUCACAUCAUUUUCCUAUCAUAAUGUCAGCAAGCUCGUCGAAGGCACCGGCACGAACGACGCCACGUGGAAGUCCAGGCGUCGAGGCGGACGAAUAUGCGGUAACGCCUAUUGAUAGAGCCCAAGCGGACCCGAAGACGGACUACUGUCUUGACGACAUCGAUGUCGGGAAGCCUCUUGGAAAGGGGAAGUUCGGUACUAUAGAUCGCAGAAAAGACCACCUAGAGGUAGGCCUACGAGUUUAGACUUUUACAGAAGAUGAAGAUUGCUGCACAUGCCCCCUGGUGCCUUCAUUCGCUGUCACUUCGAAAAACAAGAAGAUCUUCCCUAUAGAGCCAAAUCGAUCGAAGCUAAAUCCAACAAGUCAUCACUUUCCAGGUAACAUCUACCUCGCACGGGAUCGCCUCUCGGAGUAUGUCUUCGCUUUGAAGAUUCUCAGCAAGAAACAACUGCAGAAGCACCGCGUGGAGCAUCAAAUCGUACGCGAAAUCGAAAUCCAGUGUCAUUUGAGGCAUCCGAAUAUUCUCAGGUAUGGGGAAGCUUAGAUUUUUCGAUUUCUACUUUUGAUAUGUCUUUGUCUAAAUAAAUUCUAAUUUCUUUGGAUAGGUCUUGGAAUAAGUAGACCUGGUCUUCCUCUUGUCGUUGUGUAUACGUAUCUAUUUUACUUUAUUUUCUAUCAUCAAAGAGGACAAAGCCAAAGACCAUUACCAUAUCAGUGUGAAGCAGAGUCGUUAAACAACGUUACCUCUUUCACAUUCAAAAACAGGCUGCACAACUAUUUCUGGGAUGCGAAUCGGAUAUUUCUGAUGCUUGAGAUUGCACCUGGUGGCGAGUUGUACGCUGUACUGAAAUCCAAGCAAUACUUCAGCGAAUAUCGUGCUGCUUGGUAUCUCUCACAGAUGGUGGAUGCUUUUCGGUACCUGCACAAAAAGCACGUCGUACAUCGAGACAUCAAACCCGAAAACAUUUUGCUGGGGACUGGGGAUACGCUCAAGAUAGCGGACUUUUAUGGCUUGGAUUUCGUGUACAUCCCUUUCCCUUUCUAGCGUUAACGACUACGACAUGUACAAGUACGUGAAUAAAAUGUAAAGGAUUUUUUUACGUAUAGGAGAUUCGUCCAAGUAUCUACUUACAAGAACUACAAUGUUCUCGUGGGUUAUCAUUUCGUGCACGUGCUGCAGUUGCAGAGCCUAUCGGUUUUUUUCAUCUCUUUCCUCUUUCAUACCACCGGUUGGUCUGUCCACGCGCCAAGCUUGAAGCGAACUACCUUUUGCGGCACAUUGGACUACCUGGCUCCAGAGGUGGUGGAGCCUAAUAUGAUCGGCGCGCAGGGAGCCAAGUCCACGAUGGCGGAUGUUUGGGGUUUAGGCGUGCUCCUCUACGAGUUCGUCGUCGGCCGGGCUCCAUUUGAAGGGACGGACACGCUGGCCACAUACAAGAAAAUCCGAUCAGAAAGACCCUAUUUUAUGAAAAAGUUUUGAUGAACAUGAAUUGCAUAAUCCCAUCCGUAUCCGAAAGACCAUACUUUAUGGAGGAUUUGCAUGCGGCGCUCGUCCUCUUGAAUCUGAUACACAACUCCAACAAUAAUUGAUCGACACCACUUCUAGAUCCCCGUUCUUCUCGUCCCCUAGCAUCCUUCAUUCCCCUCCCGGAGCAUCUGAGUCCGGAAUGUCGCGACUUGAUCACGAAGAUGCUCAAAAAGAAGCCAAGCGAACGAAUGUCGCUUGAGGAAGUGGUAAAACACAGUUUCUGUGCACAGGCGCUCGAAGACGGAGGAAAGUUUUGCCGGGAGCGCUACGGUGGAAUGGUUGGAAAUGUGGCGUAAGGGGGUGAGGGCUUCGUCUCUCCAACUCUGGCAGAGCAGUAUGCUGCAACUGCAUGCAGCAAUUAGGAUACUUUGUUGUAGUGACGCCCCAGAAAAAGAAUCCAAUCAUGUCAACCAGAACUAACCAGACUUCUUCUAGAAGGCACAUUAUCUGUCGCUGUUAGGAACAUGUUUUGUUUUUGAACUGUUUGUUGAUUCCUUGGUCGUGUUGGUAUUGGUUGUAUCAAAGCCAACGGCUGCUCUUU
Messenger RNA from Amoebophrya sp. A25, 3817 nucleotides. The record is from the annotation of a GenBank genome assembly. Lineage: Eukaryota; Dinophyceae; Syndiniales; Amoebophryaceae.